CUCGAUGCUUGUGUUAAAUCUUUUCCAUAAAUAGUAAGAUAGAUAAAUCUGUCGACCCAAAUCCGAGCAUAAAUCUAGUUGAGAGUUCACAAAUCGCCCACCAAUCUCCACUCUCUGCGUCGUCGCCAUCUCACUGCUUUCUCCCCAAACUCGCUCUCCCUUUCUUCCUUCGAGAUCCCAUUUUCAUGGCCAUGGAGCUCCGCUUCACGCAAGCGCGUUUCUGUGCUGUUCUUCUUCUCCUUCUCCUCUUCUGCUGCAGCUUGUUUCCUCUUCCGCUUGCCCUAAAUGAGGAGGGCGAGGCCCUCCUCUCCUUCAAAUCGUCCAUCGAGGAAGACCCAGGCGGUUCCAUGGCCUCCUGGAACUCCACCGCCUCCGAUCCCUGCGCUUGGAACGGCGUCACUUGCCAGGAAGGGAAGGUCGUCGCCAUUGCGCUCCCAAGGAGUCAUCUUUUGGGCUCCCUGCCUCCCUCGCUGUCUGCGCUCGCCGCUCUCCGCCGCAUCAACCUCCGGAGCAACCGGCUUCGGGGACUCCUUCCCCCGGGUCUCUUCUCCGCCUCCAGCCUCCAAAGUUUGGUGCUUUCCGGCAACUCCUUCUCCGGCGCCAUCCCUGACGAGGUCGGCAGCCUCUCCUCCCUCCAAAUCUUUGAGCUUUCCAACAACUUCCUCGAUGGGACCAUUCCAGCUUCGAUUGCCCACUGCAAGAGGCUGAGGCUCCUCGAUUUGAGCCGCAACAACUUCUCCGGCGCCCUCCCGGCCGGAUUCGGUACCAAUCUUACGGCUCUGGAAAGGCUGGACCUUUCUUACAACAGAUUGAACGGCUCAAUCCCUAGCGAUUUGGGGAACCUGUCGAGUCUCAUCGACACGCUCGAUCUCUCUCACAAUGAUUUCUCCGGCUCAAUUCCGGCGAGUCUUGGAAAUUUACCCGAAAGAAUCUACGUCGACCUCGCAUUCAACAACCUGAGCGGCUCGAUUCCGCAAAAUGGAGCUCUGGUGAACCGUGGCCCAACUGCAUUCAUUGGAAACCCUAAUCUCUGCGGAGAGCCAUUAAAGAACCCCUGUCCUGCUUCAGCCACCAGCCAAUCCCAAUUUCCUUAUUUGCCAAGUGAUCAAUCACCGGUAUCUUCUUUAGAUGGUAGAAAGAGUACAAAUAGUCUCAGUAAACGAUCUGUGACCGCUAUAGUUAUCGGCGAUGUACUCGCAAUUGGCCUUAUGGCAAUGCUGUUCUUCCACUGCUACAGGAGGGCAGUUUCUUCGAAGAGUGAGUUAAAAACUGAGAACUCUAGCAGUGAUUCGAAGGAUAGCAAAAUGUGCUAUUGCUGUGGCAAAGAUAGAUCAGAGGUUUUGGCAGAGAAUGUCAAGCAAUUUGAUCUCAUACCACUAGAUAAGCAAGUGCAUUUCGACUUGGAUGAUCUCUUAAAGGGAUCUGCUUUUGUGAUGGGGAAGAGCGGGAUUGGAAUAGUUUACAAGGUGGCAUUGGACGAUGGGAUCACGAUGGCGGUGAGAAGGUUAGGCGAAGGUGGAUCACAGAGGUUCAAAGAUUUCCAAACUGAGGUAGAAGCAAUUGGCAAAGUGAAGCAUCCUAACAUUGUUCAGCUAAGAGCUUACUACUGGUCGGCUGAUGAGAAGCUUCUGAUAUAUGAUUUUAUUUCAAGCGGCAACCUCUCCAAUGCAAUUCAUGGAAAUCCUUCAGAUGCGAACUUUUCACCGCUACCAUGGAGCAUUAGAGUUAAGAUCAUGAAGGGAGUGGCAAAGGGUUUGGCUUUCUUGCAUGAGUUCAGCCCCAAGAAGUAUGUCCAUGGGGACCUUAAACCCAGCAACAUCCUCCUUGGUUCAGACAUGGAACCAUACAUAUCAGACUUCGGGCUGGGCCACCUAGCCAACAUGGAAAUCGGAGCAACAUCUAUCUACUCGGUUGGAAAGGCGAACGAGAAGCAGCAAAGCCCGCUGUCUAGCAUUUCAUUCAGUCCUAUCUGGAGCAACACAUUGUUCUAUCAAGCUCCUGAAGCCCUGAAAUCUCUCAGGCCAUCCCAGAAGUGGGACGUGUAUUCGUAUGGAGUGAUCCUACUAGAAUUGAUCUCUGGAAGAUCGCCUUCCGCUGUAAUGGACACCUCCGACAUGGAUUUAGUACGCUGGGUUCAGAUUUCGAUCGAAGAGAAGAAGAGCCUGUUGAAUGUGAUAGACCCUUACUUGGCGCAAGAACCCGAAAGAGAAGACGACAUUACCACAGCCCUCAAGGUUGCAUUAGCUUGCGUUCAGUUCAAUCCUGAAAACAGACCAUCAAUGAGGCACAUUGUCGACUCAUUAGACAAAUUAGCUAGCUAAGAUAUGAUAAUGAUCUCAGUUGUUAUAUGCUUGUGAUUUCCAGUAUUCCAAGUGUAGUUUUAGUGUAAUAUAUUUUGUUUGAGCCAGUGUAUUUAGAGAUCUGCCUAUCGAUCCAUAAAAUUACUGUCAUUGUAAAAUUAGUAAAUUACUGUCAGUGUGUAUGUUUAUCAGGCGAUUCUUUAGAAGAAUUCUGGCAUUUUGUAA
Messenger RNA from Zingiber officinale, 2525 nucleotides. Its product is annotated as receptor protein kinase-like protein ZAR1. The transcript has 2 exons. NCBI's taxonomy places the organism in Eukaryota, Viridiplantae, Streptophyta, Magnoliopsida, Zingiberales, Zingiberaceae. The coding region runs from base 186 to 2321 and encodes 711 amino acids. Gene Ontology annotation, molecular function: protein binding; protein kinase activity; ATP binding. Gene Ontology annotation, biological process: protein phosphorylation. The record is from RefSeq and is a predicted model, not a curated record.